CCACUAAACUUAUACUGUGCUGUGUAGUUUGACUACAUUGCUGUGGAUAAAGGAAAUUCAUAAAACGGAUUAGAAAAGCGAGACAAAACUCUGAAGAUAUUAAAAUUAUUAAGAGCAACUUGAUCAGUUAGUCACAAAGCAAUCUUUUUGCAAGAGUAAACUAUAUAAUUCAAAAUUGCUGGGCGAAAAUUAAAAAUAUAAACAUUGAGCCUAGAGGGUAAAGUUCGAAUAACAAAGAUAUGGAUAUUAUAAUUAAAGUAAAUAAUCAGUCCAACGGUAGAGAUAAAUUAGCUAGAUUAUUCCAGUAUACUAGCCGGCUUAUAUGGCAUCAGCUAGAAACUAGAAAUGCUAAUAAAUAUUCAAUUGACAGAAUUCGAAAUCUAGAACUUGCUCUCAGUUCUUUCCGUAAAAUCUUACGUCUGGGAAGAUGUAUAGAUAUUUGCUACACUGCCUUGGACAGCAUGCAUAUUGAGGACCCUUUUCUCAGAAUAUCACUUACAGUUAGCAAACUGGCACAUGGACUAUACUUAUAUGCGGACCAUGUUGUAUGGCUAACCAAAAGUGGAUUUCUAAAAACAGAUUCUGAUAACUGGAACAAAACUGCAAACCGAUUUUGGUUACUGUCUAUUAUAGCAAAUUUGGCUAGAGACUUCUAUGAAAUAUUACAUGUCUUGGAAUUAAAUAGGUCAUCAUUUUUAAAACCUUCAGAAUUACUUGGUGUAACUUCUAGGCAAUUUGAUCUGUCUUCCAGUUUAAAACAUGUACAUGCAUUUAUUUCUUGUCACAAAGACAUAUUUAUAGAUACUGUUAAGAAUUCUUGUGAUUUGUUUAUACCUUUAACAGCUCUGGGUUUUACAAAGCUCAGUCCAAGUGCCGUUGGUACAUUAGGAGCUAUAUCAUCAAUAGCUGCCUUGGUCACUAUUAUAAAACCAAUAACUAAGUUAGUUCCAUAAUCUCAUACAGUAUAAUAUGUUAAUUUCCUGAAUCUAAUUGAACUGUAAGGCUGGUUUCAUAUUAUUUUGUGGUGCUGGGUAAGGAUUGUGAUGUUUCUUAAAUACCAUUUAUAUUGCUCGUUGGGAGGGUUAUUUGUUAGGUUUUUUUUAUCAUAGAUAUCAUGUACUAUGAUAUUAAUGUAUUCUAUGUUGCAUCAUUAUAAUCAUGUUGAUUAAAUGUUACAAUUUAAGAUUUUAUCA
Messenger RNA from Cydia splendana, 1193 nucleotides. It is a transcript of the gene Pex11ab, whose product is annotated as peroxisomal membrane protein 11B. Gene Ontology annotation, cellular component: peroxisomal membrane. The coding region runs from base 240 to 953 and encodes 237 amino acids. Gene Ontology annotation, biological process: peroxisome fission. The record is from RefSeq and is a predicted model, not a curated record. The transcript is spliced from 3 exons. NCBI's taxonomy places the organism in Eukaryota, Metazoa, Arthropoda, Insecta, Lepidoptera, Tortricidae.